This is a messenger RNA of Pyricularia grisea, 1080 nucleotides long. RefSeq lists its product as uncharacterized. The transcript has a single exon. Lineage: Eukaryota; Fungi; Ascomycota; Sordariomycetes; Magnaporthales; Pyriculariaceae. The record is from RefSeq and is a predicted model, not a curated record. Bases 1 to 1080 code for a protein of 359 amino acids.
AUGAAGUUCACCAUCGCAACCUCGGUCCUCGCCGCCAUCCCCCUGGCCAGCGCCCACUACACCUUUGGCGGGCUCAUGCACAACGGCGCCAUCGUCGGCAAGGACUGGCAGUACGUGCGCGAGCACACGCGCAGCUACAUGCCCACCUUCAAGGAGGAGGCCGCCACCUCCAACGACUUCCGCUGCAACAAGGACGCCGGCUCGGGCAACAAGACGGACGUCUACACCGUCAAGCCGGGCGACAAGCUCGCGCUCAGGCAGGCGUUUGACCCCAGCGGAAUGAAGCACCCCGGCCCCGCGCAGGUGUACGUCUCGCGCGCCCCCGGCUCGGUCAAGGAGUACGACGGCGCCGGCGACUGGCUCAAGGUUCACCAGUCGCUGCUCUGCAAGGACCCCCUCGUGGCCACCGACCUGCAGAACAACGGCUGGUGCAUGUACGGCGAGAACAACAUCGAGUUCGAGGUUCCCGAGACCCUGAUUGACGGCGAGUACCUGGUCCGCGCCGAGCACAUCGCCAUCCACGGCGCCCACGACGGCAAGGCCGAGUUCUACUACGCCUGCGCCCAGAUCCGCAUCCAAGGGUCCAACGCCACCGCCAUGCCCACCGGGGCCGAGACCACCAAGAUCCCGGGCGUCUACAAGACCACCGAUGCCGCCAUUAACUUUAGCGUCUGGGCAGGCAAGACCGCCUACCCUUACACCCCCGGCAUCGCUGUCGCCCCGGGCGGCACCAUCAGGGGAAGCGCCGACGGCAAGAGCAAGGCCAUCGUCAAGGUCGACGCUGUCGGUUCUGAUGCCUCCCCUGCCGCGUCUGGUUCCGCCGCUGCUGUCGUUGCUUCUUCCUCCUCCUCUUCUUCUGCCACCGCUGCCGCUUCUACCGCAGCUGCCACCGCCCCGGCCUCGACCCUGGCCACCAGCGUGAUCGCCACCCCGACCACCGCCGCCGCCGUCGCCACUUCCGCCAGCGCCUCCUCCACUGCCCCCGUCAGCGAGGCCAAGCCCACCGAGUCCGCCGGAGCCGGCUGCAAGGAGGGUUCCCGCGGCCGCCACCACCGCUUCCGCGGUGCCACCCGCGCCUAA